Messenger RNA from Mus musculus (house mouse), 3915 nucleotides. RefSeq names its product growth arrest specific 2 (gene Gas2). Gene Ontology annotation, molecular function: microtubule binding. The record is from RefSeq and is marked validated. Gene Ontology annotation, cellular component: membrane; stress fiber. Bases 1942 to 2967 code for a protein of 341 amino acids. NCBI's taxonomy places the organism in Eukaryota, Metazoa, Chordata, Mammalia, Rodentia, Muridae. The transcript is spliced from 10 exons.
AGCGCGCUCCUGGGCGCGUCCCCGCCGAGGCGGCACAGCAGGCGCAGCGCGCUUCCGCGGCGCGCCAGGAGGACCAGGCGCGACUGCGGCACGUCGUCUCGGUGGUCCGCGGCGGGGCCCGGGAACAGCAAGCUCGGCAGCGCGCGGGCGGCGGCGGGCGCGAGCGCGCGGUUCCGCAGCAGGCGGAGGGCGAGCCGCGCGUCCCCGGACUCCAGCGCCGCGAAGCUGCGCAGCCCGAGCGGCCCUCCCCGCGCGGGGAGCCGCCUCUCGAGCGCCUCCCGCACGCGGCCGCGGCCCGCGAAGCGUCGGUACACGUGGAGCAGAUAACGCGCCCACUGCAGCGCCCUGCGCACCUUUUCGGCGUCCCACGUGCUCACCAGCGACCCACACGACACGGCCAACAGCUCGGAGAAUCGCUCGGUUUGCUGCACAAGCGGCUCCAUGGCGGCCGCUUCCGCCCUGACAUCCCGAGGCGCGAGCCGAUUGGACAUGAGCGUGAGCGCCCGCCUCAGCGUGCUGUGCCAUUGGACGACGGCCGUGUCAGUCUCGCACCAUGGUUUCCGGGGCACAUUGGCGCUGAAAAUGAACUAGGGCAAAGUCCCAAGCUUUUACUCUGGGUCUGGGAGAGGACGCGUGAGUGCGAGUUUGAGCGCUAGGAUUUUAUGUGCUCUUUUGUUUUAAAAAUGCCAGUGGUAGACAUUUAGGCGCUUCCCCGAAAGGGGACCCAUGUUCAUCAUUAUUAGCAGUGCGGAUGUGAUCUGCUUGCGAACUCAAAGCUCUUAAAUGGCCCGUUUCCCUGGUACUUGUGGAACCAGGACCCUCACACGCUGUGCUGUGAGUUCCCGGGCUUUUUUCCUUUUUCCUUAUUUAUAUUGUUUACUGAUUCUGAGGAAACCUAUCACUGAAUUGUGCAAGCAGCCUUUCAGUUUGCAGUCCUGCCUCGACUAACCUAGUGACUGGCAGCACUAUCCUGAGGCUUACUAGCCAUGCAAUAAAUGAAAGUUUAAGCUCAAAAUUAAUCUACACAUUUAUGCUAGACUCUGAAUAGUUCUGGGCAUUCUUAUCAGAACAUAUAGUUAAGCCAGUUUUGUUUAGUUUUUAGCCAUUAGCCCAGACUAUAGUGUUUGGCCUUGUGAUUUUAUUUUAGUCUGUGUGAUGGGUUUUAAAGUUUCAGGUGGUAGCUAUUAGGAAUUACAGAGGUCACUGGUUCAUCCACUUACUAAAUACUAAGUCACGUGAUGUGAUAGCCAGUGAAGGACAGGACUGGCGCAGUUGAGAUAAAUGUAGUUAAAGCUUCCCUGUCCCACAGGAAACACUAAUGUUCCUUAGAGAGACUUCAACUUCAUAAUGCGGUAGACAAAAAUAAGAGUCACUAGAUCUUAGAUGUUAGGGAAAGCCCCAUUAAACCUUCCUUUCAACUGAAUGCCCAAAGAAUACACCUGGAAAUGCUUCAAGGCCAUGGGAACCGUUAAUAAGUCUUAAGCCACCAGAGUGAAAACCAGAUCUAAUCCAGGGUGAGAAAGAAGUCCAAAACAGCUUCAUUUCCAAGUGGCUGGGACAGUUCAGAGAAACUUCACCAGUGCUCACCUUUUCAAAACCAAUAUUAUGUUAAAUCUCAGUACCACAGUGAGUAAUUAUUUGUUUCACAGUAGCCAUCUUUUAUUAAGUAGCUAUGCAUCCCUCCGACAGUUUCCCAUCAGAAGAAUGCACUUUGGAUUUCGAACCAGUUUUCCAUUUAAUUUGGAACAAUCUAUGUAGAGGCUGAAAGAUGAUAAACACUUUAAUUUCAAGAAACCUAUGCACUUGAGGCAGACAUUGGGAGGAUUCCCAACCCAUGUGAGCAUGCCAACUCUUAGCUUCCUUCCUCUGCUGCCUUGCCCAGCCCCUGCUGUGAUGGACUCUUGCUCUCCUAGAACCCUCAACCGUGUUAGGAGUGGAUAAAUGAUGUGCACUGCCCUGAGCCCCAAGGUUCGCAGCGGACCUGGCCUGUCUGAUAUGCAUCAGUACAGCCAGUGGCUGGCCAGCAGACAUGAAGCUAAUUUGCUGCCGAUGAAAGAAGACUUGGCCUUGUGGUUAACCAAUCUAUUAGGGAAAGAGAUAACAGCAGAAACCUUCAUGGAGAAGUUGGAUAAUGGUGCCUUGCUCUGUCAGCUUGCAGCAACUGUGCAGGAGAAAUUCAAAGAGAGUAUGGAUGCCAACAAGCCUGCCAAGCCCCAUUCACCGCAUUUUGAAGCUGGAUUUUAUCUGACAUCAAAAAUGACUCAAAAUCCUACUUCAUCCCUUUCUUCAAAGACCCUACCACUGAAGAAGAUUCCUUGCAAAGCCAGUGCACCCUCGGGCUCCUUUUUUGCCCGAGACAACACAGCCAAUUUCCUAUCCUGGUGCCGAGAUUUGGGAGUUGAUGAAACAUGUCUUUUUGAAUCUGAAGGCCUGGUUCUGCAUAAGCAGCCCCGAGAAGUGUGUCUCUGUUUGCUAGAGCUUGGUCGGAUUGCAGCCAGGUAUGGUGUGGAGCCUCCUGGUCUGAUAAAGCUGGAAAAAGAAAUUGAACAAGAAGAGACACUUUCUGCCCCAUCUCCUUCGCCUUCUCCUUCAUCAAAGUCUUCAGGAAAGAAGAGUACUGGAAACUUACUGGAUGAUGCAGUAAAAAGAAUCUCUGAAGAUCCUCCCUGCAAGUGCCCAACCAAGUUCUGUGUGGAGCGGCUCUCUCAAGGUCGAUACCGAGUGGGAGAGAAGAUCCUCUUCAUCAGGAUGCUGCACAACAAGCAUGUGAUGGUCCGAGUGGGAGGAGGCUGGGAGACCUUCGCUGGCUAUCUGCUCAAGCAUGACCCCUGCCGCAUGCUGCAGAUCUCCCGUGUGGACGGCAAGACAUCCCCUGUCCAGAGCAAAUCCCCAACCCUGAAGGACAUGAAUCCUGAUAAUUACCUGGUGGUCUCUGCCACCUACAAGGCUAAGAAGGAGAUUAAAUGAAACUGAUCUCUGAAAGAGGACUCAUGCAAUGGCCUGUGUCCAUUCUUCAGUGUAGUCAAUGUAGUUCACAUGCUCUGAAAAACCACACAGCAGACAGGAAAAUACUCAAAUGGUAGCACUAUUUAUUUGUAAUGCAUCUGUAGAACUUUGCCUAUGGAGAAAAAAAUCUAAACUCAAUGAAAUCAGACAAAUUGUAAGCAAAUCAUUAUUUCUCAAUAUGUGAACAUAGUAUAUAGAACAAACCUUGUUAGGAACUAAGUUCUAGGUACAGUCAUUGAAGGUGAUCAUGACUAGGAGACUGUAUUUACUUAAAUGGGUAGGUCAACAGAAAGUGCCUGCUGUAUGUCUAUGAGCUAAAGCACCCCAGAAACUUUUAUAAUGGCGGGGAUUUUAUACCUAUUUUUUACAAAGUGACAAUGUGAUAAUGUGCUACUAAAAUUUGUCUGAGAGCACUAUAUAGUAGAGAGUUUUCUCAGCCAUAAUACUUAACUGGAAAGGACACUUCAGAGAUGUUUACAUUAACUUGGAAGAUUGCCUUAAAGUUCAUCUCUGAUCCCUGACCAAACCAACCUCUGGGGUACUUUUGGAUGUUGCCUGUGCAGCCCCUUAGGAAUAGCAGGUACCUUUUACACACAGAGAAGCUGUGUUUAGGAUGAUCACUUAGUGAAAUACACAUGCCUAAGCUAGCAGUCAUUCACAUUCUGAUGUGUGGACUGCACAGUCAAAUGUUCAUCAACCUUGUGAUUUUGUUUAUUUCAAGCAUUUUCUUAUUAAAAUUAUGUAGCUUUAGUUAGUCCUAUUCUGCUAUGCUGUCUCAUGAAGUAAAAUUCAUGUAGUGAAUUAUGUUACAGACUUGUAUACCCAGGACAGAGCUGUUUUGUAUCAAUAAACAGCAAGAUAUUGUCCACACUGAUUUAAAAAAUUAAAAACAAAGUUUAAAAAAACCCA